Messenger RNA from Moneuplotes crassus, 1561 nucleotides. Lineage: Eukaryota; Ciliophora; Spirotrichea; Euplotida; Euplotidae. The record is from the annotation of a GenBank genome assembly.
UAUGAUUCAACCUGAAAAAGAACUAAACUCAUUCAAACUAAAACAAGAAGAAAUAGGAAUUCGACAUAAUAUACAAAGCUCUAGAAAUAUCGAACCGGAUCUGAAUUCUAAAUCAUUGCAAGUAAAAUCAAGUUUGGACAGCAUAAAGAACUGCUUGUCAAAUCCAAAUUUAUGAAGUAUUUUCAGUAGCAAUAGUCCCUCAAAUCCUAGAAGACAGACUUACGACCAAAGUGAUAGGAACCAUAUCACCAUUCCAGCUCGGAAAUAAACAGUCAAAGGAAGAUCCUCAUUGCGAGGAAUACACUAAACAUAUCAUCCAGAGGCAGAACUACAACAUGGAGGCUUGCUACCAGCGAUAUGAAGAACAACAGAGGUCGAAAGAGAGGUUCAUUCAGAACUAUGAGAAAUACAACACGUUUGUAUAAACACAAAGAAAACUAAGCCUGCAAGUGAGCUAUCUAAGUAUUUUACCCCAAGAGAGUCUAGAGAAGGCGUCAAGGAAUUUGUCCCUCCCAUUAUAGAGGAAAUGAAACUUUCUCAGUUUUUACUUAGCCCAAAAGGAUUACCACAAGAUAGAAGGUGUAAUACAUCCAGGAAUGCACAGAUGGCAGAACUUCAGAGCAGGCUGAUGCUUAACUCUGAGUCAGCUAAGAAGACUAACCAGAAUUCGAGGAUCCCACAAUUUAGAAGUAUAAAUAAUGAUAAAAUAUACGUGAAAGUCGAAGAUUAUUGUGUCUCUAAUACAACAAGUUUUAGCUCUAUUGAUGAAAGACAAUUUCAAAAUGUGGUAGAAGGAUUUAAGCACACACAAAAGUGGACUAAGACCAAAAGGGCUCAGUGUAAAAGUGAUUGAGACACAUAUCAUAAACCUGAUACAAAGCCAGUUACAGUGAAAAGAUCGGCUCUUGGAGAAAUUGGCAUUGAUUCUAACAGAUCUAAUAAGAAGAAUCCGCAUCCUCAACUUAAAGAAGUUCGAAAACAAAGAAUAAAGAAUGAAUGAUCUGAAUAUUUACAAUCAACUAUAUUAUCAAAGUUGAGAGAUACAAGAAGGCAGAUUAUGAAUGCAAAGAUUGAAAUGAGGAAAGAGUCAAGUUCAAUAAUAUCAACUAGAUCAGCAAAGGAGAACAUGCGCCCUGUUUCUAAUCGCUGAAAGACCUCAUGCAACACACGUUCUGUAGAGAAGGAAUAUUGUAAAGCUAUAAGGAAUAUUAAGAAUUCUACAUUAUCAAUGGUUAAUAAUGUCACUCAUCGAUCAAGAUCAGCUAAUUCUGUUGCUAGAGCAAAGAGCAAAACUAAUAAAAACCAUAAAAAGCGUGGAACAAAGCUUAAUAGCUUAGCUAGGAAAGUAUCACAAACUAGUGAGUCAAGAAGUAAAUCUAAGGUUACUUCAUCAGCUCAGUCAAAUGUGCCUCUAAAAUCAUGACGGUCAAAAAGUUCGUUGUCCAGAUAUAACAGGUCUGUUAAUAAGACCAUCAAAAGGUUCAGUAAAAAGUUUAGUCAAGUAGAGAUGAGAGCAAAUUCAAAGGAAUCUGACCAGAGGAAGUCCAGAUGGAUGACUUAA